This is a messenger RNA of Suillus bovinus, 3111 nucleotides long. RefSeq lists its product as uncharacterized. The record is from RefSeq and is a predicted model, not a curated record. Gene Ontology annotation, molecular function: protein binding. The transcript has 11 exons. Bases 152 to 2926 code for a protein of 924 amino acids. Lineage: Eukaryota; Fungi; Basidiomycota; Agaricomycetes; Boletales; Suillaceae.
GUGGGCAGUACCCAAUUCAAAGAUCCUAGCCAUUAAAAUAGCCCGUGAUUCAUGCAUAGACCGAGACUUGUCUACAGCCGAAGAUCUACUUACCCAGGAUGUCAACACCGAUCUGAACAGCCAUACUUCUUAUGUCCGUCGUUCGUUCGUUAUGGCGCGAAAACAUGACUGGGACCGCGCCCUUUGUGCAGAACCUCAGCGUAUUCAUCCAAGGAUCCUAGCCAUCACGACAGCCCGAAAUGCGUGGGUAAAUGGAAACUUGUCUACCGCCGAAGAACUACUCACCCAAGAUAUCAACACUCAUGCAAACAACCAUACUUCCUACGCACAUCGUUCAUUAGUCAUGGCGCGAAAACACGACUGGGACUGCGCCCUUCAGGACGCAAUCAAGUCCACCAGCAUUUAUCCCUCACUAAUAGGCUACAUCUCUAAGGGUAUUGCCCUCUGCGGAAAAGGCCACAUUCGGGAUGCGAGGGCAGCAUUUCAUGAUGCAUCCAUACAUACGGAUCAAGAUCCAGAAAUCGUUCAUGUUCUGCUCUUGAUAAAGGCCAUCGCGCUCUUCAAUGCAGAUCAACAUGAUGAAGCAAACCUGCUCCUCAUAAAAAUUACUGCCGGUUGUCCAAAUGCCGACACGUGCGCGUGUCUUGUCGUGCAAGCAUAUCUACGUGUUCAACUCGGAGUCAAAGCCUUGGAUGGCGCACGUCACGACGAAGCUGCCAGCCAUUUCACAGCCGCUAUCAACUCCGGCGGUUUAUCAUCGAAAUCGGACAUCCACAAAAGUUAUGAGGAUUUGGUGGUGCUCUUUGGCUGGGACCUGAAGUCCGUUUGGCAAAAGGCACACCAGAAACGGUGUGAUGCACUUCUUCGGGCAGGCAAACUCCAAGAUGCCCUGAAAUCAUACCAAUACAUAGUUUCGAAUGAUGAUUUAUCAAAGGCCGAUCACCUUGACUGGUCCAGUGAUUUCAAGCAAGAAUGCAGCACACUCUGUACUGUCUGCGGAGAUACCGCCCUUGCUGCAAGCGAUUAUGACACGGCUAUCGAUUUAUACUCGGUGGCGAUUAACCAGACAUCUUCAUCCGAUGUCAUCUUUGCAAAUCGUAGUAAGGCAAAACUGGGAAAGAGGCUGUGGAUGGAGGCACUUCUCGAUGCGCAGAAGGCCACCGAACUCAAUCCUUCAUCUCACGUUGGGUACCAGUUGACACAUGUGGCGUUGCGUGGCAUGCAACGUUACGACGAAGCCAUCGAGGCUUUCACAACCAUGUUGUCCAAGUUGGAUGAGGCUCCCGAAGCGCAGAUACGAGAUCUGCGUCAGCAGUAUGUGUCCCCAUCCGAAGUAGAAGAUGCUAUUCGAAAAGCAAUUUGGAUUGAACUCAACAAUGCCCCUCUUCGUCUUCUCAACACCUCUACAGGUCUUUUGUGCGACAGAGCAGCACAGCUUAACUUCUUCAGAAUAAGUCCAGAGUACAAGGAGCUUCUGUCAUUCAUAACGAAGCGUUCAGAUCUCGAAACGGAACGCAUCGCUAAAGUGGUAGCGAUACACUUCCGUUGCGUCCUGCUAUCACACAGGUGGGAAGAAACGGAGGUGCUGUUGCAAGACAUCAAGGAAAAAGUCGUGUACGAGUUGAACGGACUUGAUGGUGGCAUUGCGAAACUGCAGUCAUUCUGCAAAAUCGCUCGUGAUGCGGGCAAUAACGUCGAGCUUCAAGAAUCGGUCAACUCCAUGUUCGUCUGGUACCGCCAUUCAGCGCUCACUAUCGUCUACCUGUGCGAUGUGCCCCCUUCAUCCCAGUCCGGCGCAUUGGCGAGGAGCGUUUGGAACGAGCGAGGAUGGACCUUUCAAGAAUUCGUCGCUUCGAAACGUGUUAUAUUUUAUCAGAAGGAUUGGUCAUUAUAUCUUGACGAUCGCUCUCCCAACCACAAAGAGUCCCCUGCAAUCAUGAACGAGUUGGAGGGUGCGACGGGCAUAGAUGCACGGACCCUGAUCUCCUUCCGUCCAGGGAUGAGAGGCGCUCGAGAGAAACUCCAAUGGGCAUCUAGACGUGUCACUACCAUCCAGGAAGACAUCGCAUACUCGUUGUUUGGUAUCUUUGGCGUCCACCUACCUGUCAUCUAUGGUGAGAAGAAGCAAAAUGCGCUCGGGCGGCUCCUGCAGGAGAUCGUGGCUAGAUCAGGCGACAUAACCGCCCUGGACUGGGUCGGGCAAUCGUCCGAGUUCAAUAGUUGCCUUCCAGCCGACAUCAUCUCAUAUGCGGUUCCGCCAUGUGCCCUACCAUCGUUGUCUGAAGAUGAUAUUCAUACAACAGUCUCUUCGUUACGAAAUAUUGUGGCUGUAGAUUCAGCUUCAAAACUGUAUGACGUGCUCGUGAACAUGAAUGCUCCCCUCUUCGCAAACUGCAGACUCCGUCUGCCUUGCAUCGCAUUCCGUGUCACGGAAAUCAAAUGGAGGCGUGGUCGUGCUGCUCGUUCCACAUAUAGACUCAAAGCAGAUGGACUUCGGGACUUGCUGAUCACCACAGACGAGACGCUAAUCCAGUUCUCGCGUACGAGGCCCACUCAGCAGACAUUCUUUCUUGUCCGUCCAUGGGAUCGCCGUCUCCUUGAGAUGCCUGACUUUGCAGAACAGCUUACCUUUGCAGUCGAAGUGCAAAACGUAGAGGAUUGGUCUGCGUCCGAGUCUGCAUUUAACGACACUGAGGAGUCGUCCAGCGGUUUACCUGGAGAAGAGGAAUUGUCGGUCGACUCGGAAGCUCACUCGCGAUCAUUGCGUUUGAUGGUUCACCUUGGGCAGGCAUUUAGCGCACUUUUGCUCGCGCAGCAACGCGUUGGAGAAUACAAGAGGGUUGCCUCGGAUCGUAAUAUCAUCGCGCAGGUCAAAGACACGGCUUCGAUUGACAUCAUAAACAUCAAGACCCUAGACAUAUUGUAGGUAAAUGAUUUUUUUAACACCACAAUCUCCGAGUAGUGUUCAUGUGUACCUUGACGAUCGCAUUUUCACAGUACUUAUCUUUCAUAGUAUUAUACAUCAUACAUACCCGUACGUGACAUCGUGUAACUACAAAAUCCCAAAGUUGUGCACCUGAAUCGUGUUGAAUAAUACAUCCGGUUGUUUGG